ACUGGAUCCUGCACGAGGAAGAACAAGAAGAAUGACUGCAGAAAAACUUCCCAACCCACCUGUUCCGGGACAGAAGUUUCCUGAAAAGGUCUGACAGAGGAAUCACCUUUCAUUCAUUUGUUUGCUUGUUUUAAGUCAAUAAAUCAGCGCAGGACCGACGAUGGGUGAGUGCUGCCUGUCUCCAGAAGAGAGCGAGAGGCUGAGGAUACACAGAGAGAUAGAAAGGCAGCUCCGACGGGAUAAAAGAGACUCUCACCGGGAGCUGAAGCUGCUGCUUUUAGGGACCGGUGAAAGUGGCAAGAGCACUUUCAUCAAACAGAUGAGGAUCAUCCAUGGCAAAGGGUACAAUGACACUGACAGGCAAGGUUUCACUCGCCUGGUGUUUCAGAACAUCAUGACGGCCAUCCAGGUGCUCAUCAAAGCCAUGGAGGACUUGGAGAUCGUCUACGUCGACGACCACAACAUUGAACAUGCGCGGAGGCUGAGCCAAGUGGACGCAGACCAGGUGUCCACUUUGGACGCCUGGCAGGUGGACGCCAUUAGAAAAGUGUGGAAUGACCACGGGGUUCAAAGCUGCUAUGACCGCAGGAGGGAAUUCCAGUUGUCAGACUCUGCGAAAUAUUACCUCAGCGACUUGGACAGAAUCACAGCUGCGUUUUACAUCCCCACCCUGCAGGACAUCUUGAGGGUCCGGGUACCCACCACAGGCAUCAUCGAGUACCCCUUUGACCUCUCCAAAGUCAUCUUUAGGAUGGUGGAUGUGGGCGGCCAGCGUUCAGAAAGGAAGAAAUGGAUCCACUGUUUUGAGAAUGUCACGUCCAUCAUAUUCCUGGCGGCCCUUAGUGAAUACGAUCAGGUCCUCUAUGAGAAUGAGAACAUUGUAAGUUCAGAUAAUCGGUUAAGUGAAAGCCUUGCCUUGUUCAAGACUAUCCUGUCCUACCAGUGGUUCCAGGAAUCCUCCACCAUCCUCUUUCUGAAUAAAACCGACUUGUUAGAAGAGAAGAUCACAAAAUCCCAUUUGGCAACAUACUUCGAAGCUUACACCGGACCUAAAGGUGUAGCUGAACCUGCCAAACAGUUCAUCCUAAAAAUGUACAAGGAGCAGCACAUUGGACGCCACAAACCCCUGUACCCACACUUCACCUGUGCCACGGACACAGAGAACAUCCGAUUUGUCUUCAAGUCCGUCAGAGACACACUGUUUAGAGACAACCUGGAGAAGUUCAACCUGGAAUAAGAAGAUUUGAACACAGCGAUUCCUGACAGACAGCUACACUUGAAUGGACCUUGUAUGUGUACGUGCUGUUUUAAAAAGCAUCAAAGCGACGUCAUCAGUGUCAUGUGAGGUUUAUUUUUCUACGAACUGUUCCAUGUAACAUGUGCCACUUUCCUGCAACAUUACACAUCCGUUUUCUUUAUUAGUGAGUGCAGUUUUAAUUGAUUGUCAUAGCGAACUUUGUUUCUGUUUGUAAUCACUUUUUGUGCUGGUAUCAAACUGGUUUGGAAGUCUUAUUUAGUAAGAAUGCAGCCUACCCUGCCUGACAGGUCUGAGGAGGAAGUGAAAGAAAAGCCUGCCAGGAGCGCCAGUGCCUUAGAUUGUAAUUUAUACUUACGGGGAAUUUGUUUUUGUUUUGUUACCUCCGCCAAGGAGGUUAUGUUUUUGCCAGGGUUUGUUUGUUUGUUUGUUUGUCUGUUUGUCUGUUUGUCUGUCCGUUAGUGUGCAACAUAACUCAAAAAGU
Molecule: messenger RNA, 1739 nt
Organism: Sphaeramia orbicularis (orbiculate cardinalfish)
Lineage: Eukaryota; Metazoa; Chordata; Actinopteri; Kurtiformes; Apogonidae
Product: guanine nucleotide-binding protein subunit alpha-14-like
Exons: 7
Coding region: 161-1237 (358 amino acids)
Biological process (GO): adenylate cyclase-modulating G protein-coupled receptor signaling pathway
Cellular component (GO): heterotrimeric G-protein complex; cytoplasm
Molecular function (GO): GTPase activity; G-protein beta/gamma-subunit complex binding; guanyl nucleotide binding
Source: RefSeq, a predicted model, not a curated record